CACUUCCGCUUCCGGCGGCUUCGCGGGGCGAGCGUCGCAGCGAUGGCGGCGGGCGGCAGUGAUCCGCGGGCUGGCGACGUGGAAGAGGACGCCUCGCAACUCAUCUUUCCCAAAGAGUUUGAAACGGCUGAGACUCUCCUAAAUUCAGAAGUUCAUAUGCUUCUGGAGCAUCGAAAGCAGCAGAAUGAGAGUGCAGAGGAUGAACAGGAGCUGUCGGGGGUCUUCAUGAAAACUUUGAAUUACACAGCUCGAUUCAGUCGUUUCAAAAACAGAGAGACCAUUGCCAGUGUCCGUAGUUUGCUGCUGCAGAAAAAGCUGCAUAAGUUUGAGUUGGCCUGUUUGGCCAACCUUUGCCCAGAGACUGCUGAGGAGUCCAAGGCUCUUAUCCCAAGCCUAGAGGGGCGAUUUGAAGAUGAGGAGCUGCAGCAGAUUCUGGAUGACAUCCAGACAAAGCGUAGUUUUCAGUAUUAGUCUCCAAACAUCACUGAGCCGCUUGGAGAGGACCACUGGGCUUCCCUUGGGACACUGUGUCUUGUGUCGGGUCAGCGUGCUGUUGAGACCUGCCUGGAGCCCAUGAUCCUGAGCCUCGAGGGGCCCGGCAGUGUCUACCUGUUGCCACGUAAGCUUGCUGCUGAGAAGGUUUGGGGCUGAUAUGCAGCCCAUGCUGUCAGCUACCUCAUACUGUGGUUUUUGGACCCCACAUUAUUUUUUUAUUCCUAACAUUUCAUGUUUUAAUAUUAAUGUGUUUGUAGUGUUUGAAAGUAAAUAAGAACAUAGAAAAUUUGUAUGGGAAAAAAUAGUCUUAUCUGGUUAUGAAAGAAAAGUUUAAACCAGACCAACAAUGUUGUGUGGAAUUCUUAAAAGAAGAACAAGAGGGGCUGAGGAGGUAGCUCGGCGAUCUAAGCAGCUGCUUGGCAGGCUCAAGGACCUGGGUCUG
Messenger RNA from Octodon degus (degu), 937 nucleotides. RefSeq names its product RNA polymerase II subunit D (gene Polr2d). The record is from RefSeq and is a predicted model, not a curated record. Bases 43 to 471 code for a protein of 142 amino acids. Gene Ontology annotation, biological process: nuclear-transcribed mRNA catabolic process, deadenylation-dependent decay; positive regulation of translational initiation; transcription initiation at RNA polymerase II promoter. Gene Ontology annotation, molecular function: nucleotide binding; translation initiation factor binding. NCBI's taxonomy places the organism in Eukaryota, Metazoa, Chordata, Mammalia, Rodentia, Octodontidae. The transcript is spliced from 4 exons. Gene Ontology annotation, cellular component: P-body; RNA polymerase II, core complex.